This is a messenger RNA of Acanthisitta chloris (rifleman), 1539 nucleotides long. Its product is annotated as palmitoyltransferase ZDHHC3. Gene Ontology annotation, molecular function: protein-cysteine S-palmitoyltransferase activity. The coding region runs from base 25 to 924 and encodes 299 amino acids. NCBI's taxonomy places the organism in Eukaryota, Metazoa, Chordata, Aves, Passeriformes, Acanthisittidae. The transcript is spliced from 6 exons. Gene Ontology annotation, cellular component: endoplasmic reticulum; Golgi apparatus. The record is from RefSeq and is a predicted model, not a curated record. Gene Ontology annotation, biological process: peptidyl-L-cysteine S-palmitoylation; protein targeting to membrane.
AUGCAAGUAUGGACAUAAUAGCCUAUGAUGAUUACUCCAGUCCACCGCUUCAGAGAUAUUGAAAGGACACCUGAAUACCUCCAGCCGGAAAAGUGUGUUCCACCUCCUAGCCGCGCUUCCCUGGGAACAAUGUGGUUUAUUCGAGAUGGCUGUGGUAUUGCAUGUGCUGUCGUUACCUGGAUGCUGGUGUUCUAUGCCGACUUUGUAGUCCUUCUUGUCAUGCUAGUUCCAUCGAGAGAUUAUGUUUAUAGUGUCAUCAAUGGCACACUGUUCAACACCUUGGCUUUCCUCGCUUUGGCUUCACAUUUUCGUGCUAUGCUGACAGAUCCAGGUGCUGUACCCAAAGGUAAUGCCACAAAGGAGUUCAUCGAGAGUUUACAGCUAAAGCCAGGGCAGGUGGUUUACAAGUGCCCAAAGUGUUGUAGCAUCAAACCUGACAGAGCACAUCACUGCAGUGUUUGCAAGAGGUGUAUUCGGAAAAUGGAUCAUCACUGCCCGUGGGUCAAUAACUGUGUAGGAGAGAAUAACCAGAAGUACUUUGUACUGUUUACAAUGUAUAUAGCACUGAUUUCCCUGCAUGCUCUAAUCAUGGUGGGAUUUCACUUCUUGUAUUGCUUUGAGGAAGACUGGACAAAGUGCAGUUCCUUCUCUCCACCAACAACAGUGAUUCUUCUCAUCCUCUUGUGUUUUGAGGCUCUCCUAUUUCUCAUCUUCACUUCAGUUAUGUUUGGGACCCAAGUACACUCCAUCUGCACUGAUGAAACGGGAAUAGAACAGUUGAAAAAGGAAGAGAGAAGAUGGGCUAAAAAAACAAAAUGGAUGAACAUGAAAGCAGUAUUUGGCCAUCCGUUCUCUAUAGCAUGGCUUAGCCCAUUCGCAACACCAGACCAAGGAAAAGCAGACCCGUACCAGUAUGUGGUCUGAGGAAUUCUUGACCAGCAUUUCCACUAAAAUAGAAACAUAUUACAGCACUACUGUUACAAAUUUUCCAUGAAUGUUUAAAACAAAAAGCAAAACAAACUUUUUUUUAUGUCUAUUAAAUGGCUGAUAAUUGCAGAGAAAAAAAAAAAGCCCUGUAUUCCACCAUUUUAGAUAAUUCUAUAUCUCUGGCUGAAACUGCUGCUGCUUUUCUUUUCUUUUUUUUCUUCUUUUCCUUUUUUCUUCUUUUUUUUUUUUUUGGUCACAUUAACUUUACUGGCAUUUGUUUCUCUCUGCUUUCUGUAUGGCAUAACUAAUGUGAAGGGGAUCCUCUCUGUUAUGAGCCACCUCUUCUGAGUAGAUUCUCAUGCUGUCUCCUGACUGUGAUGAGCUCUGUGGAUGACAUGUGAGUGCCAACAGCCCUACAGAGACACCUUUGGACUUCCUGAAGGAGCACAUUGCUCUUUCCUAAGUGAACUUGAACGGGGAAGCAGAUACUUCACGUACCAAAAGGUGCAAGACAAGAAGGCAGCGCAGCAACAGAGCCAGUUGACCUGGUGAUCACAUACAGUUAAACUACUUAAACGUUGCCAACACCAAUUCCCACCCCACCCUCCUUUU